CACGUAAUUAAUGUCAUUAAGCUUCAGUAUCAUCAAAGCUAUAUGAUAUCAUAUAUUUUGCAAAAAAUCUUGCGAAACGAGUAAUAGAUGAAGAAAGGUUAGAUUUACCUAUGUUCGUUUGACAGCAUAUGAAGGACGUAUCUAUAAUCUUGAAUCGUGGAAGAUGCGAUGCGUAUAAAAUUCUGCAAGAGAAUCUUCAGAAAAAUAAUGGGUCAAACACUCAGUGAGCCUGUGACAGCUAAGAAAUUAGCAUGCUGUAGAAACUCAAACUAUCGAGUUGGGAGUUCUUGCAUGCAAGGAUGGCGUAUAAAGAUGGAAGAUUGUCAUGUUCAUAUACUUUCAUUGCCUGAUGAUCCUGGUACUGCAUUUUUUGCAGUAUAUGAUGGUCAUGGAGGUGCAGCAAUGGCACAAUAUGCUGGAAAACAUCUUCAUGAAUACAUAACUGGAAGAAGUGAAUACAAAGCUGGUAACAUUGUUCAAGCUAUACAACAGGGCUUUUUGGAAUUAGAUAAAGCAAUGCAAAAUGAUGCAGUACUUAAAGAUGAACAAGCAGGAACUACUGUUAUAGCGCUUCUUAUAAAGGACAAUGUUAUAUAUAGUGCAAAUGCAGGUGAUAGUAGGGCAGUGGCAAGUAUUAAUGGUAAUGCUGUUCCGCUUAGUCGCGAUCAUAAACCUACAUUAAAAGACGAACGAGAAAGGAUCGAAGCUGCCGGUGGCUGGGUUGAAUUUAACAGAGUCAAUGGUCAAUUAGCACUAUCCCGUGCUUUGGGCGAUUUUAUGUUCAAACGCAAUGAACGUAAACCACCACAAGAACAAAUCGUAACUGCUUUUCCUGAAGUUCAAGAAUUUCAUAUAACAGAGGAUUGGGAAUUUGUUGUAUUGGCUUGUGAUGGUAUUUGGGAUGUAAUGACAAGUAAUGAAGUAGUCAAUUUUAUAAGAACACGUUUAGUCCAGUCGAAAUUUGGAGCAGGAGAAGAACGAGAUACAAUGGAUCCUGAAGAAAUUUGUGAAGAGCUUAUGAAACAUUGCCUUGCGCCAGAUGCCUUAAUGGGCACUGGUUGCGAUAAUAUGACAGUUGUUCUUGUAUGCCUUCUUCAUGGAAAACCAUAUUCUCAUUUAAUUUCACGCUGCAAGGAGUCCAUUAGUGCAAAUUAGUUGUAUAAUAUUGAUAUAAUUUAUUAUUUUGUUAAUUAUUUAAAAUUCUUUGUAUUUAAUUUUAUAUCACAACGUCUCAUUGUCAUGCUUUAGCAUGUUAAAAUUUAUAAAAUUUGCUAAGCUUUUUUAUGAACUUCCAUUGUUUCAAGUUUUAUGAACACAGAUCUCUUAAGAAAAAAAAACUGAUUUUACAUCAA
This is a messenger RNA of Frieseomelitta varia, 1352 nucleotides long. Its product is annotated as probable protein phosphatase 2C T23F11.1. The record is from RefSeq and is a predicted model, not a curated record. Gene Ontology annotation, molecular function: protein serine/threonine phosphatase activity; cation binding. Gene Ontology annotation, biological process: protein dephosphorylation. NCBI's taxonomy places the organism in Eukaryota, Metazoa, Arthropoda, Insecta, Hymenoptera, Apidae. The transcript has 6 exons. Bases 169 to 1155 code for a protein of 328 amino acids.